UAGACACGUAUGUUACUGGGGUAGAAGCCAAUGAGGAAUAUUAGUGAAGAGGCGGCGGUAAUCGGAGGGUGUAGGCGCUGGUUCAUAGAAAUAUGCGGCUGUUUCAGAGGUGGCGAUCUCUCCGGCUCCGGUCCCUGCUCCCGGGGUUGCAAGCCUACAAGCUACAUACUUUGCGUGAGGUACCCAAAAGUUCCGAACCAUGGGACCCAGCCCAAGCAAAGCCCGAGACGUCCGUGGCGACCCCUCCUCAAUGGUUGGUGGAGCGGCUUGGCCUUUUUGAGGAGCUGUGGGCUGCUCAGGCAACGAGGCUAGCAAGCACUGCACAGAAUGAAGCCCGGACUAUUAAAGUGACUCUUCCUGGAGGCCAGAAAGUAAAUGGUGUGGCAUGGAGCACAACCCCUUACCAACUAGCCCGGCAGAUGAGUUUAACCCUGGCAGAUACUGCCCUGGCUGCUGAAGUGAAUGGAGAACCUUUUGACCUGGAGCGACCCUUGGAGACAGAUUCUGACCUCAGAUUUCUGACAUUCGAUUCCCCAGAAGGAAAAGCAGUGUUCUGGAACUCUAGUGCUCAUAUCCUGGGAGCAGCAGCUGAACAAUUCUUGGGUGCUGUUCUCUGCCGAGGUUUAAGUAUAGAACAUGGCUUUUACCAUGAUUUCUUCCUGGGAAAGGAGCGGACAGUUCAGGGCUCAGAGAUACCUAUUUUGGAGCAAAUUUGCCAGAGAAUUGCAGCUGAUGCACAGCCCUUCCGCAGGCUGGUGGCUUCCCAGGAUCAGCUGCGCCAGCUCUUUAAGGAUAAUCCCUUUAAACUUCGUCUGAUUGAGGAGAAAGUGACAAACCCAACAGCAACAGUGUAUGGGUGUAGCACGUCAAUUGACCUUUGCCAGGGGCCUCACCUUCGGCAUGCUGGACAGAUUGGCGUACUGAAGCUGCUCACGAGCUCCUCGGCCCUGUGGAGAUCUUCAUCGAGUCUAGAGGCACUGCAGAGAGUGUCUGGGAUUUCCUUCCCCACGGAGGAGUUGCUGAGGGCGUGGGAAGCACAGAGGGAGGAAGCAGGGUCUCGGGACCACAGGCGCAUUGGAAAGGAUCAGGAACUCUUCUUUUUCCAUGAAUUUAGCCCUGGAAGCUGCUUCUUCCUGCCACGUGGAACCAGGGUAUAUAAUGCCCUGGUGGCGUUCAUCAGGGCUCAGUAUGCCCGCCACGGUUUUUCAGAGGUGAAAACCCCCACACUGUUCUCUGCGAAACUGUGGGAACAGUCAGGACACUGGGAGCACUACAGGGAAGACAUAUUUACCCUGCAGCCCAAGGGCUCCAGCAGGCCCAUCAGCUCCCAGAGUGACCACUUUGCCAGGCCUCCCACAGAGACACUUGCUCUCAAGCCCAUGAACUGCCCUGCACACUGCCUGAUGUUCGCCCACCGGCCCAGAUCCUGGCGGGAGCUGCCUGUGCGACUAGCUGACUUCGGAGCCCUGCAUCGAGCUGAGGCCUCUGGCAGCCUGGGGGGACUGACUCGACUUUGGCGCUUCCAGCAAGAUGACGCUCACAUCUUCUGUGCACCUAAUCAGCUACAAGGAGAGAUUCGAGGCUGUCUUGAUUUCCUCCACUCUGUCUAUGCUGUUCUUGGCUUCUCCUUCCAUCUGUCACUGUCCACCCGGCCAAGUGGCUUCCUGGGGGAAUCUCACCUUUGGGACCAUGCUGAACAGGUCCUUCAGCAGGCCUUAGAGGAAUCUGGAAAACCCUGGGACCUUAAGCCUGGAGAUGGUGCCUUCUAUGGACCUAAGAUUGAUGCAUACCUCCAGGAUGCUCUGGGGCGGCCCCAUCAGUGUGGGACAAUCCAGUUGGACUUCCAGCUGCCCCUGAGAUUCAACCUCCAAUACAAGGGGCAGGCGGGAGCCCUAGAGCGCCCAGUCCUUAUCCACCGGGCAGUGCUGGGCUCUGUGGAGAGGCUAUUGGGAGUGCUGGCUGAAAGCUGUGGGGGGAAAUGGCCCCUGUGGCUGUCCCCGUUCCAAGUGGUGGUCAUCCCUGUGGGGACUGAGCAGGAGGAAUAUGCCAGGGAGAUACACCAGAGCCUGCAGGCCUCAGGACUGGCCAGUGACCUGGACACUGACUGGGGACUGACUCUCAGCCGGAAAGUCCGCCGUGCCCAGCUUGCUCACUACAAUUUCCAGUUUGUGAUUGGCCAGAAGGAGCAGAAUAAGAGAACAGUGAACAUACGGACUCGAGAUAAUCGCCAACUUGGGGAGCGGGACUUGACAGCAGCGGUGCAGCGGUUACUGGAGCUGCAGAAUGCCAGGGUCUCCAAUGCUGAAGAAGUUUUCUGAGCCUUUACUUGUGGAUGAGGCAAAGAGAUCUGUUAGAACCAUCAGUGUCUCCUAAUCCAACCCAAGUGACAGUCCAAGAGCCUCAGAACUGCAUAUAUGUACUCCCCUGAAGAGACUUUGUUUCGGGCCUACCAAGGGAAGGAAACUGUGUUUGGAUAUAAAGAGUAAAAUGAAAAAAUAAAUUGGAAGCUGUGGGGUA
Cavia porcellus (domestic guinea pig) is the source of this 2517-nucleotide messenger RNA. It is a transcript of the gene Tars2, whose product is annotated as threonyl-tRNA synthetase 2, mitochondrial. The transcript has 18 exons. Gene Ontology annotation, molecular function: threonine-tRNA ligase activity; ATP binding. The record is from RefSeq and is a predicted model, not a curated record. Gene Ontology annotation, biological process: threonyl-tRNA aminoacylation. Bases 93 to 2318 code for a protein of 741 amino acids. Gene Ontology annotation, cellular component: cytoplasm; mitochondrion. Lineage: Eukaryota; Metazoa; Chordata; Mammalia; Rodentia; Caviidae.